AUAAAGGUGGUAAUUAAGUGGAGAAAUCAUUUUCAAUGGAGUUGAUAAAUUGGUUGUUGUUGAUUCUUGCUUGUGUGGGUUUUGUUUUAGGGUUUGGGGUUUUGAAGAGAUUGAAUAAUUUGUAUUAUGCAUUGAAGUUAGGGAAGAAAUGGGAUGAGCUUCCUCCUGGUGAUCUAGCUUGGCCAUUUCUUGGUUCUACUUUAUCCUUCCUCAAAUAUUUUACUCUUGGUCCACCACACGAUUUUAUUGGUCACUUUUCCAAAAGAUAUGGGAAAGUUGAUAUGUACAAGACUCACAUGUUUGGAAAACCAACCAUAAUUGUCUGCAAAUCUGAAAUAUGUCGUCAAGUAUUAAGCGACGAUGGAACCAAAUUUGUUCCUGGUUAUCCCUCCAACAUGAAAGCUUUAUUUGGUAAGAAAUCAUUGCACGGAGUCUCCAAAGCGGAGCACCGGAAGCUCCGAAGGCUAACAACAACACCGAUCAGCGGUCACGCAGCACUCGAGUUGUACAUUGAUCAUAUUGAACAAACAGUGAUCAGUGGGUUGGAGGAAUGGUCAAGCAUGGAGAAGCCAUUGGAGCUAUUGACUGUAAUAAAGGAGCUUACCUUCAAAAUUAUUUGGAACAUUUUUAUGGGUUCAACUCCAAUAGAAGAUAUUUCCAUGUCAGAAAUGGAGAAUUUGUAUAAUGAUAUUGCAGUUGGGUUAUUCUCUUUGCCCCUCAACUUUCCUGGCUUCUCCUUCCAAAAAUCACUCAAGGCUAAAAGAAGAUUGCAUGAAAUACUUCAAUCUAUUGUGAAAGAGAAGAGAUUGGUGAAGAAAAGGAAAAUGGAAAGUUGGGAAGCAAAAGAUAUGAUGGAUUUGUUGAUAGAAGUGAGAGAUGAAGAUGAUGAAGGGAUUGAUGAUGAAACCAUUGUAGAUUUGAUAUUUGGUAUGUUAUUUGCAGCCCAAGAAAGUUCAGCUGUCACAACAAUGUGGGCAACUUUGUUUCUUACAGAUAAUCCACAUGUAUUCCAAAAGGUCAAGGAAGAACAAGAAGAUGUCAUUAAACAAAGACCUCCAACACAAGAGGGUAUAAAUCUCUCGGAGAUUAAACAAAUGAAAUUUCUUUCUCAGGUAAUAGAUGAGACGCUUCGUGCCAGCAAUAUUUCAUUUGCAGUUUUUCGUGAAACAACGGUGGAUGUUAAAAUUAACGGUAAAAUUAUACCAAAGGGAUGGAAAGUUCUUCUUUGGCUUCGAGAGCUUUACAUGGAUGAAAAACUAUAUCCUUCCCCACAACACUUCAAUCCUUCAAGAUGGGAUGAUUUUAUAGGUAACCCAGGGGCUUUUAUUCCCUUUGGAUUAGGAAUUAGAAUGUGCCCUGGACGUGAUCUUGCCAAGCUCAAGAUCUCGAUUUUCCUUCAUUAUUUCUGUCAUAACAAAUAUAUCAUGAUGUUGGAACGUAAAUACAGGGUGGAACGCCUUAAUCCUCAAUGUCAAUUAAAUUACUUACCAUCUCCUCAGCCAAAAGACAAAUGCUUAGCAAGAGUGCUGAAAGCUGCAUGACAAUUACCAUAAACUGCUCCUCAAUGGUCUUCUUUGGAGAAACAAAUAAACUUUAUGAUUAUAUAAUUAUAAUUUCGUUGUUGUGUAGUGUAUAUGUGUAUUCAUUGCACACAUCAAAUUAUAAAUACUUUAUUUAUUAUUGUUGUUGUUAUGAAAACUUUUACUUUUUCUAUACAAAUUCUUGAAUCAUACAUGUAUUAUCUAUUGAAG
This is a messenger RNA of Benincasa hispida (wax gourd), 1751 nucleotides long. The record is from RefSeq and is a predicted model, not a curated record. NCBI's taxonomy places the organism in Eukaryota, Viridiplantae, Streptophyta, Magnoliopsida, Cucurbitales, Cucurbitaceae.